AUGAUAAUAAAAUAAAUUGAAAAACUAUUAAGUUCUAUAAAUGAAAACUAUUCCACUAUUUAAUGUAAAAAUAAUAAUAUAUAUAGCUAUUGCUUUGUUUUGCUUUGAAAAUCCUGAUGAAGCAAAUUUUAUAGCAUUUCUAGUUGAAAAUGAAAUAAAGGAAGUCGAAUCUGAUAGAAAAUUGCUAUAUCUUUUUUUGAUUCAUGAAAUAUUUUUAUUAGAACUUAAAUAAAGAAGAGCUACAAUUGAUUUUAUAAAAGCUUUUGGGAUGAAAAUGAAGAAUAUGAUUUAAGUUUUCUAAAUAGUCUCUAAUAUACAAUUAUUAGAUAAAGUCUUUUAUUUAAUAAAUAAAUGGGAGACAGAAAUGAUAUUUCAUCCAAAUUUCACUAUGAAGCUUCGAAGUAUUCUCUUACCGAAAUAUGAACUUUUGUAGAAAUCAAAACAAUAAUAAUUAUUAGAUGAAAUGGAAAAGUCAGAAAAACUAGAGAAGAAUUUGAAAAUUAUUUAGGUUUAAAAUCAUUAAUAUAUAUAAAGUCUGUAUCACAUCCUAACUAAUGUUAUAAAUUACUUAAACAAGUUUAAUAACUUGAAAAAAGAACUUUAGAAUUUAAUUAAAAUAGAAAUAAUGUUAAUAAAAUGAAAUAUUUAAAUUUAAUGAUAGAAGAAGGAGAAGAAUGUAGAAAAUUAUUAAUAAAUGUACAUUAAUAUAUUAAAUUAUCAGAGUAUAUGUCAGAUAUAGUAGUUUUAUUUAGAUCUUUCUAAAUAAGGAGAAGAACUGAUGAAAGAUCUAAAAUCUAACAAGCUAGAUUAUUAUAAGAGAAAAAAAAAGAAGUUAUUUCGUUGA
Messenger RNA from Paramecium pentaurelia, 844 nucleotides. The record is from the annotation of a GenBank genome assembly. Lineage: Eukaryota; Ciliophora; Oligohymenophorea; Peniculida; Parameciidae.